Molecule: messenger RNA, 1056 nt
Organism: Labrus mixtus (cuckoo wrasse)
Lineage: Eukaryota; Metazoa; Chordata; Actinopteri; Labriformes; Labridae
Gene: mia
Product: MIA SH3 domain containing
Exons: 4
Coding region: 301-687 (128 amino acids)
Biological process (GO): extracellular matrix organization
Molecular function (GO): protein binding
Source: RefSeq, a predicted model, not a curated record
UUGAGCGGGGGUGACACAGGGUGAGAGAUGGGGAGAAAGAAGGUCAGGACACAAGCAGGGGUCUGUCUAAUCCGGCCCUCCUCCUCCUCAUUCCCCAUCCUGUUUACCUGCUUGAACAGUUUGAAAGAAGCUCUGUGUGUGUUCGCUUAUGAGGUAGGGGGUAGGGAGAGUAGAAAGGAGGACUGCCAUCACUUCUCAGAAACAGCAAACACACGAAAGGGAGCAUAAAGCCUGCAAGUUAUUAAGGAAGUGUUACUCAAGACCAUUGGAUCAUACGGCGCGUUCACAAACAGCACAGCUAUGCCUUGCACACUCUGGGUUGCUAUUUCAGUGUUGCUUUUGCUGCCAACCUCUGAGGCUGGAAGACAGAUGCCCAAACUCUCAGACAAGAAACUCUGCGCUGACUCCGAAUGCAGUCAUCCUAUCCUGAUUGCUCGUGCACUGCAGGACUACUACCCUGGAGACUGCAGAUUCAUCCCCAUCAGACAAGGGCAGCUCAUUUAUGUGUAUGCAAUGCUGAAGGACAGAGGGAACCUUUUCUGGGCUGGCAGUGUACAAGAUUCCUACUACGGACAGCAGGAGGCUCGCAUCGGCCAUUUCCCCAGCAGUGUGGUAGAGGAGACUCAUCCUCUCAUGCCAGCCGGCACCGAAGUCAAGACUACUAAAUGGGACUUCUACUGUAACUGAAAAACAGAACAAUCUUCAAACCAACAACGUCACAAGAUAACUUUGGCAUGUGAUUUUUCAUCUAGGUAUGCAUUGUAGAAGUAGGUUAGCAUUUCCGCUGUUGUUGUUACUCAUGCAUGUAGAAGAUAUCCCUUAAAACAACAAAAAGGUCCACAGCUGAUGUCUUAAUUAAAUGAUCAAAAGCCCUGACUGUUUAUAUCUGUUUUGAAUCCAUUCCAUGUUUUUAUCGAAUUAUAAAAGAUGAAUAAUGUUUGUAGAAAAAUAGACAAAUGUGAAUUUUAGCAUGAUUCUGCUCUAAUUCAAGCAAUCUGUAAGAUAAUUAUUUCAGCUGUGAUUGUUUGUCAGAAAAUAAAUAUUCUUAACAAGCAA